This is a messenger RNA of Drosophila ananassae, 7324 nucleotides long. It is a transcript of the gene C3G, whose product is annotated as guanine nucleotide-releasing factor 2. Gene Ontology annotation, cellular component: plasma membrane. Lineage: Eukaryota; Metazoa; Arthropoda; Insecta; Diptera; Drosophilidae. Bases 1400 to 6337 code for a protein of 1645 amino acids. The transcript is spliced from 14 exons. Gene Ontology annotation, molecular function: guanyl-nucleotide exchange factor activity. The record is from RefSeq and is a predicted model, not a curated record. Gene Ontology annotation, biological process: Ras protein signal transduction; positive regulation of GTPase activity.
CGGGUCGUCGCUGUUAGCCUUCUCUCGGCCAGUCAGCCAGCUAGCCAGCUAGUUCGUUUGCCGUUUUGCGGAUUUUCAUAGUUCAGUGCGCUUUCCAGUCGACAACGCGACACCGUCAGCAGCCGCCAUAAUCUCUAAUAUAAUAGAUAUAGCAUCUCCUCUCUCUCUGCGGAUCCGAGCCAUCCGAGCAUCCCCGUCUAAAUAUAAUCAUUUUUAUUUGUGAUUUAUUUAAUCAACAUCUCUCAGCACCCACAGAGAUUGCGGGGGCGACCUGCCACCAUCCAUUGAAUGGAAAAAAGAAAUAUAGAUAGAAAAUCUGGUGGAAAUUGCUCUUGAAAGCGAAAGAAAUUGCACACAGAAAGUGCAACAAAGUGCGGUUAUUGGUUAUCGGUUAUCGGUAAAUUGAUUAAAUCAGUAGUGCACUUGACGUUGCAAGAGACAGCCCGUUCGGUCUGGCCCUCGUCCUGGCCUGGCCCUCCGGAAACCGGAAACAGCACUUGAUGGUGGCAGUGUGAAGGGUGUCUCCUCCUCCUCCUCCUCCUCCUCUAACCUUUAACAGUUUUCCCAUAAAAAUUAUCGCACUUCGGGGUGAAAAACAGGAAAAGGCAAUUAAAAAAACAACCUCCUUUGAUGUGUUAUCGAUGGAAAAAUCAAAUCAAUCAUCGAAAAGUAAUCGAAAUGUGCCUUGAAAUCAAUCCUAGUUAUUAAUUAUUUUUAUUUUAUCAGUGAUUAUGAUACUUUUGUUUGAAGAAAAUCUUCCUAUCGGUAGUUAUCGGUUAUCGGUAGUUAUCAAAAUUAUAAAAAAUCAUCGAAAAAUAAUCGAAAAAGGCCUUUAUACCUCUAACAAUUGUGUUUUAAUAGUUUAUUGUUGAAGUAUAACAUCUUAUAUCACUGAUUUUAACAAGUUUCCAAAACAAAAACCCCCUAAAUCUUAUCGGAAGCUAUCGAAUCCCUAAAAAUCAUCAAAAAUUAAUCGAAAAAAGCUCUCAUACUCCCCAAAAAUGUGUUGUAAUUGAUAUAUAACAUAUUUUAUCACUGAUUUUAACAACUAUUUCUGUAAAUAACCCCCCCCCCCCCCCAAAUGUUAUCGGAAGUUAUCUAAACUGCCAAAUCAUGAAAAAAACAAUCGAAUACUGCCCCAAAAGUGUUGCAAUUGAUGAUCGCCAAAGAAAGUCAACAGAAAACGUGAAUAUUAAUGAUAUAUAUUUUAUCGGCGAAUGCAAUAGUGUUAUGUUAUCGAAGGUUUUGUUUCCAAUUCGUGUUUGAAGAAGCCACUUACGGAGUGGCGUUUUGGUGCGUGUGUUGUUUUCGUUUUUCGUUUUCAUUUUUGUUAUUUUGUUUUGAUUUCUUCAAAACAAAAAAAAAAUAGUGAAAAAAAUAGUAGUGGUAAUAUUAUGCAAUGCCGGAGUUUGAUGAAUCUUUUCUGAGAGAUUGUGCGCUGGCGGAGCGAUGGGGUUUCUACUCCUAUACCCUCAAGCCGACGCCACCAACGUCCAGCCAUGAUGAUGACGAUCAUCAUCAUCAUCAGAGGCAUCAUCUUGGAAAAAAACAACGACAAUCAUGGUCGCCUCGAGAUACCAACAACAACACUAAUAGCAACACUAGCAACUCUGGCAACACGUUGCAUAGCAUUAAAUUCCAUAGACGUCGAAAAUAUAAAAAGCUGCCACGAUUGGCAUCGCUAUCAACGCCACUGAUACCACAAGAGAUGGAUGUGGAUGUGGAUGCCACUGGCAGGGAGACGUCACUGCCCAGCACACCUGUGCCGCUCAAGAAUGCGGUGUGCCACGGCAGCAUCAGUUCUCCAUCCACGCCCGGCACCUGCUCCAGCGGCGGCGGCAGCGGCGGUGGCUGCAGCAGCAGCAGCAACAACAGCCUCAACAGUGGCAACAGCUACUCGGCCGCCGCAUCCUCAGCUUCCAGCACACUCCCGCCCAGCACGCACCACCAAGCUCCAGGAACUCCCCGAGGCGGAGGAGGAUCAUCCGGAGCACCACCACCAGCACCGCCAAGUGCCGGAUCAUCGGGCCAUAAGAACAGCCUAAAGGGCACAAAGCUGGCAAGGAGGGCGCGCUCCUUCAAGGACGACCUGAUCGAGAAAAUCUCCCUGAUGCGGACCACCAACAACACGUUGGGUAGAUCCCAUUCGCCGCACAGUCCGCGCUCCAAGCACGGCUGCAAGCCACCGCCCAGCAACGAGGAGGUCCAGCGCUCCACCCAGACCCUGGAGACUCACGUCAAGGACAUCUCCAAUGCCCUCAAGCACUUCCGGGAUGUCAUACUCAAGAAGAAGCUGGAAGUUCUGCCGGGGAAUGGCACAGUUAUCCUGGAGACCAUAGCCAGCAUGUACUCCGUUAUUCAAACCUAUACGCUGAACGAGAAUAGUGCCACCAUGAGCUCCGCCACGCAGCAGGUCUACCAGAGCCUGGGCAAGCUCAUCAAGCUCUGCGACGAGGUGAUGCUCUCCGGGGAGAGCGACGAGUGCGCCUCCCUUAGCAACGAGAACGUCCGGGAGGUCAUCGAUCUUCUUGAGGAUGCAGUGAGGAAUCUCGUUACCUUGGCCCAGGGGAAGCUCAAGGAGCAGGAUCAGUGCACCUUUCGGUAUGGUGGCGCCGGUCUGGGCGGGAUUGGAGCUGCCGCCGAGAUCAUGGGCGCCGUAACAGCCUCCCCGGGCAUCACAGUGGGCAGUGGUGGGCCAGGAACGGGCAUCGGCAUUGGAUCGGUGGCCAGUAUGAGAGUCUCGGCAGCCGAAUCGGCUGUUGUGGCGCAACGUACCUCCCUGCCGGACAUCGCACUGACGCCCAAGGAGCGCGACAGCCUGGAGCAGCACAACGUGAAUCCGAUGCGCGGCUCCCACAGCACCGAGAGCAUCCUGCGCGACACGAGUCCACCGCCAAAGCCCCCACUACCUAAUCGGGCCAGUAAUCCGCCGCCCCUGCCCCCCAAGCGCCGUAGCCAGCAGGGCGGGGUGACUGUUGGUCCAGGAGUUGGUGUUGGCUCAUCCUCGUCCACGACAUCCACCUCCAAUCAGGCCAGCCCCCUGCCCUACGCCCAGUCCCACAACAUCAGCCUCAACUCCGACCUGGACUGCAGUUCCAACAUCUCGCUGCUCAACUAUGGCGUGGAUCACCUGUCGGUGAGAUCACGAUCGCCGGAUGAGAACAGCCAGUGCUCCUUCGACUCGGCGCUGAACCAUUCGCGCGAGGAGGAGGACCAACUGCGUCAAAUGCCAAAGAUGCCGCCAGCCCUCGACCAGGACAUGGAUGGCGGCGAUAAGAUACUGAGCUAUAGUGAGUAUUCCAUCCGCAAUCGUCUGUCAGAUGGUUCCUCAAUCACUCAACUGGUGGCCGACCUUCCCAAUCCACAUCCACAAACGCGUUUAGAAGGCGAAAUGGCCAGCAUACCGGUUACAGUUAUGGCUGGAGGACAAGGAGGAUCUGGAGGAUCAGGACAUCCAGACGGAGGAGGAGGAACUACCACUACUACGGUGAUGGCUGGUGGCGGGGAAAGUAAUACGGAACUGCGGAAAGCAGCCGCGGCACUCACCAUCAAUCGCCAUUCCAACGAAUCGGGUUUCGUGUCCAUGAAGUCAUAUCGCACCUCCACCCAAAGCGUGUCGAAGCGCUCCUCGGACUACAGUGUCCAAUCCUCCACCAAAUCCUCCAGCAGCAACUCGGAAAUCGCCUUCAGCAUCAGCGAAUCGGGCGGGAAUAGCACCUCCACCAUGGGAGACUACCAGCAAAGGUGCACCACCACCACCAGUUCGACGAGCACCACCAGCACCGGGUACAGUAGCAGCGAGAUGGAACAAACCCUCUCCUCAUCCCUGGGGAUACUGAGGGGAUCUUCACCGGAAAUGGCAGCACCGGCAUUGCCGCCAAAAACUGGACAUCGGCUGACCCGGCACGAGUCCGCCGGCGAUGAGGCGGACGAGGCGGGUUGGGGGAGUCACCGGAGCAGCCAGUCGGAGCUGGCGGAGCUGAGGCAUAUGCAGCACCACCAUCACCCCCACCUGGGCCACCAGGCACAGUUGCAGCAGUGGCACUCGAAGCACCAUAGCCUCAUCGGGAGCAGCUGCUAUGCGUUCGAUAAGAGGAAUCUGGAGGAGCCGCCGCCACUACCCAUGAAGAAGAAGCACAAUCGCAAUUUAUCAAACAAGAAGCAAGUCUGCCAAAUUGUUGUACGCAAGAGUCUAACCCAUCUAAAUUAUCGUUCCAACCAACGUCUAGUGUUUCAGAGUGUCGCCUUCUCGGUUCUGGCCUACAUGGAGAUCUGCUCGGCAUCCACACGGUCCAUCGAGCAACACCGCCAUACGAUGCACGCCUACAACAUCAGCCGGAACAUCUCCCACAGCCAGACCAUGAACAUCAUGCCGAUGAGCAAGGAACUCUCCCCGGAAAUGGAGACACCGCCCGCCCUGCCGCCGAAGAACUACAAGCAGCGCAAGACCACCUCGUUGCAGCCAUUCGUGGUGACCACCACACCGCCACCGAGUCCCAAGCCGGCCGUCCUGGCCGAGAAUGGUGGCGCCAGGCCGGAUAGCCGCAUGGCCACCGUCUGCGAGGAACUGGCUACCGAAGAGCCCGGUCCGGUGCUGGACAGCAAUGAGAAUGUAAGGGCCGGCGGCUCCACCUUCUACUCCCAUCAGCUGCCCAGCGAGGAGGCGACCGCCACAGCGAGUAGUGGCGGCGGGGAAGUGGGUCAGCCGAUCAGCUCUCCCCAGUUGCUGGACGAAGGAGAUCCAGACCAGGCAGUUAACCCCGACCAGAAGGUGGUUACUUCCAAACUGGAAGUCGAAGAAGACGAUGAGGAGGACGACGUGGAGGAGGAGGAGGAAGAACCCGAGGAGAUGCUCAUCAAUAUGCUGGAAGAGGUGGACAUUACACGAUACCUGAUACUCAAGAGGAAGGAGGAGGACGGGCCGGAGGUGAAGGGCGGCUAUAUAGACGCCCUCAUUGUACACGCCAGCCGAGUCCAGAAGGUCGCCGACAAUGGUAGGCAUCACCAGAAAUCCAAGAAGAAGGAGGCCCCUGUCCAACCUGGCAAGCAUUUAACACCCCACUCCCAUACCCAAUCCCAAAUAACUAACCAAUCCCCCAAUCAUUUUCGCUCUCAUCUAAAAAAUACCUCUGUUGUCUCUGUCUCCGUCUCGGCCGUUCCAACGUCAUCUGUCCAAUUCCACAUGAUUGUACGAAAUGCAGCGUUCAGUGAGGCCUUCAUCACCACCUUCCGCACCUUCAUCCAGCCGAUCGACGUUAUCGAGAAGCUGACCCAUCGCUACACCUACUUCUUCUGUCAAGUCCAGGACAACAAGCAGAAGGCCGCCAAGGAGACCUUCUCCCUUCUCGUCCGUGUCGUCAACGACCUAACGUCGACGGAUCUCACCAGCCAGCUACUGAGUCUGCUGGUGGAGUUUGUCUAUCAGUUGGUAUGCUCCGGGCAGCUCUAUCUGGCCAAGCUGUUGCGCAACAAGUUCGUGGAGAAGGUUACCCUCUACAAGGAGCCCAAGGUGUAUGGAUUUUUGGGCGAACUGGAUUAUGGCGGAGGCAGUGUUGGGAGUGUUGUAAGCGGCGGCGGCAUCGGCGGUUCGGGGGUGUCCGGUAACGGGGCCGGUCAGCCCAGUCUAUUGGAUCUCAAGUCGCUGGAGAUUGCCGAGCAGAUGACCCUGCUGGAUGCAGAACUGUUCCAGAAGAUCGAGAUACCCGAAGUAUUACUAUUUGCCAAAGAUCAGUGCGAGGAGAAGUCGCCGAACCUGAACAAGUUCACCGAGCACUUCAAUAAGAUGUCGUUUUGGGCGCGCUCCAAGAUCCUGCGCCUGCAGGACGCCAAGGAGCGGGAGAAGCAUGUGAACAAGUUCAUCAAGAUCAUGAAGCAUUUGCGCAAGAUGAACAACUACAAUUCGUAUCUGGCCCUGUUAUCGGCGUUGGAUUCUGGUCCCAUCCGAAGAUUGGAGUGGCAGAAGGGUAUAACGGAGGAGGUGAGCUCUUUUUGCACUCUCAUCGAUUCCAGUUCCAGUUUUCGGGCCUACCGACAGGCCCUGGCUGAAACCAAUCCUCCCUGUAUACCCUAUAUUGGCCUGGUCCUUCAGGAUCUGACAUUCGUGCAUGUGGGCAACCAGGACUACCUGUCCAAGGGCGUUAUUAACUUUUCCAAGCGCUGGCAGCAGUACAACAUAAUUGUAAACAUGAAACGUUUUAAGAAAUGUGCCUAUCCAUUUCGACGCAACGAGCGCAUCAUACGCUUCUUCGACAACUUCAAGGACUUCAUGGGCGAGGAGGAGAUGUGGCAGGUGUCGGAGAAGAUAAAGCCACGCGGUCGCCGCCCAGUUAACUAUUAGUCUUCAGCAGCAGAACACCAACUUUAUAUACAUAUAUAUAUAUAUAUAUAUAUUAACUACAAAUCAGAGAUAGAGAUAGAGAUCGAGAGUUAUAAGAUACUAUUCUAUUUGGGGUCUGAGGAGCAAUAACGUUCGCUAUUCUCUGUCUAUAUAUAUAUAUAUUAUAUAAAUAUAUUUAUAUACAAAUUAUAAAUAAUAUAUAGCUAUAGUUAGCAGCAGAGAUAUAUAUAUAUACAUCAUAACUAAAAGAUAUACACCGAUUCAGUAGUAGAAACGAAAAGAAAAGAAAGUUAAGAGCCAAUCUGUAGUAGUCGAACUAUUAUAUGUAAGCUCUAUGACGACCUCAGCCAACUCCCCACCAACAGAUCGAGAUCGAAAGAGUCCCUAUAUCCUUAUAAUCCCUAUAUCCCUAUAACCCCCUUCGUUUUAUAACAACUUAUAUUAUAAUCUAUACAGACACGAACACAACGAAUUUUUUGGGACAAGAAGCGCAAACACUUUCUGUACGUUUCUAGAGAGAAAUAGAGGCCAACCAAACCAAACUUAACUAUUAAUUAUUAAACUCUAGCGAUCUGGAUCGCCGACUAUAUGAAUCGAAAACAAAAAAUAUGAAAAUCCCAGAACACCAAACCGAAAACCAAAACCAAGCACGCCGUGAAUUUUUAAAUGCAAUCCUCUAGAGAAACCAAAAAAAAAAAACAAAAAUGAGAAACUUAAAAAUCUAGAAUCCUUCUUCUAUAUGUGUUAGAAAAAAAAUAUAUAAUUGAUUCUGAAGAGCAGUGGAAGUUUGGAAGUGUGUGGGCGGUGUGUCGAUCAAUCAAUCAAAUCAAUCAAAAAAAUACUAAAAAAAAGAAAACCUUCAUUUCGCAAAACUCAAUUAAACGAAACGACUUUUAAAGUUAAAAACAAAAAUAAAAAUAACUAUAAUAUGGGAGAUUACCUAAAUUCAAUUUGCUUUUAAAUGUACGACUAACAUAAAAUACAAAA